Messenger RNA from Aspergillus campestris IBT 28561, 1233 nucleotides. RefSeq lists its product as uncharacterized. NCBI's taxonomy places the organism in Eukaryota, Fungi, Ascomycota, Eurotiomycetes, Eurotiales, Aspergillaceae. Bases 409 to 1137 code for a protein of 242 amino acids. Gene Ontology annotation, molecular function: phosphatidylinositol-3-phosphate binding. The transcript has 4 exons. Gene Ontology annotation, cellular component: endosome. The record is from RefSeq and is a predicted model, not a curated record.
UGACUUCCCGAGGGAAUGGAAUGCCUGGAAUGCCUGAAGAUUGAUAGCGGAAGAAUGCCUCAGGAUACCAUGAUUGAUGAGCGGAAAUCUCCAGCUGCUUCAACUUCCUCCGACCAAACCUUCUAUUCACACACACUUCCUUGAUCGAUCCACCGUGAAACACUCCCUCACCUGACCACCGACAACUAAAAAUAACAAGCAUACACCGCGUACACCUGGUUGGACGGAUAAUCCCAUCCCUGUCGUCCAGCAAGCGUCUUCCGGAGUAGCAGGUAAGCCGUCCUUACUUCGCACCUACCACCUCGCCCCGCCCCCCAUUUCCUCUCUUUUAGGUGGCACUCCAACUGAUUCCUCCGUCGUGACUCGCCAGUAUCACCUCCCUAGAUUUAUUGGAGAAGACCUAAAUGGAUGGAUCCAGCGAAUGAGGAGACGGGCUCGGUGCCUCGGCCACAACCCCUUCCCCAACCUUCCCCGCCUCAGUCGUCGACGCCGUCCAACGCCGGCGUUACAGACUCCACCGCGCCGUCGAAAGGAGCGACGGACAGCAGCAGCAACAACGGCAACAACAGCAGUCGCGAUAACAACAAUGUCUCUAUCCUCCCCCAGCCCCAGCCCCGCACUCAUACCACUUCGAAAGAUCGCCCCGUGUCCGGCGUAGUUCCACCCUACUGGAGCCACCAUCGGGAUACGUCGCGUACCUCGCAAGCCUCGCUGGAACAGUUGCCUCCCAUCAGCUUGGAGGAUCACACGGAGGACCCGGAUUCGGAGACUACCAGGGGACUGUGGGCGCAGAGUGUCUCCAUAGACGACUAUGCGGUGGUCCAGGGAAAGACCGGCGUAGGGUCGUAUGUGGUCUGGAACUGCACGAUUAACACUCUUGAGCAGGGAGGUCCCAUCACCGUGCGUUUGAGGUACUCCGAAUUCGACGACCUGCGCCGACGACUGGCUGCGUCGUUUCCCCACGCGAAGAAUGCUCUGCCGGUGCUUCCUCCGAAAAGCAUCAUCUACAAAUUCCGACCGGCGUUUCUCGAAUCCCGAAGGAUAGGACUGGCAUACUUUCUCAACUGUGUCCUUCUCAACCCGGAGUUUUCGAGCUCGCCCGUCGUGAAGGAAUUUCUAUUUGGUCGGACGUGCUGACGCCCAUAUAUAACCCUACGCACGGCUACGAAGUUAUGUCUUUCCUGCCUCUUUAUUACUAUUAGAUUUUGCAUGGAGUGGUGGAGCGUCCUGGAG